CUGACAUCGCAGUCAAGGCCAACCAAUUCCAGCCAUUGCUCAAUAGCUCGUCACUUUGGUUGACAGCCUCUGUCUGUAUACACCGAGCUACUAGCUGCCAUGGCCCGUAAGAGCAGUGGAGCACGCAAAAGCCGCGCCGUCAGUGCGCUGGUGCGCGCUGAGGACGCCGCAGAGGAGGAAAUCCUAGAGACGCCGGCGCUGAGCUCGGCUGCCGCUGUGGCUGUGGCUGACGACUCCAGCGACGAGGAGAGCGAGGCUGAGGACGCCGAGGCCGAAAUUGAGCGCCGUUUGGUGGCUGAAGCACAGGCCGAGGCUGAGGGCGCCAAGCGCGAGAGCAAGGGCGUAUACAAUAGAGAAGCGCUACUGGCGCUAGUCAAGGACUGGGAUGCCAAGCCGCUGCCAUGGGUAGAGACUCUAGACACUUGCGCUGUGCCACUGGAGCUCGAGAGUGUACACGACGAUCUGAAGAGAGAGGUGGCAUUCUAUAACAACACACUGGCCGCUGUACGUCUAGCCAAGGAUCGACUUAAGAAGGAGGGUGUGGCUUACAAGCGACCGGACGAUUACUUCGCCGAGAUGCUCAAGAGCGACGCGCACAUGGCCAAGGUCAAGGAUAAGCUCAUUUACGAGCAGAAGAAGAUCACAGCUGUGGAGGAACGUAAGAAGUCACAGGCUCACCGUAAGGUAGCCAAGGAGAUUCAGGCCGAGAAGAUCAAGGAGCGUAACCAGCAGAAGAAGGAUACACUCGAGGCUGUUAAGCAGUGGAAGAAACGCAAAGGAAAUGACAAGCGUGGCGGCCUUAAGGACGAUGAUGAUACCGAACUGGACUCGAUUGUCAGUGGCAAGCGGAAGCAUGCAGGUGGCGAUCGUGACGGCGCUAACAAGAAGCCUCGCGUCAAUAAGGCACGUGAGGCUAGGAACGCAAAGUUCGGCUUCGGUGGCAAGCGUCGCCACGCUAAGAGUAACACUAAGGAGAGCACUAACGACAUGUCGUCUUUCCCUGGUGCCCGUAAGGCCAAGAUGAAGAGUCAGGCUGCAGCUAAGGGUGGCAAGCGUGCCGGUAAGGCCCAGCGUGCCAACCAACGCAACAAGAACAGGCGGUAAAUGGCCUGAUUGGCGGUUAGUGAGCGUACAAAAGACAGAGAGAUGUUCCGAUGCGGGCUUGCUACGCCGCUUCUAGAUGAUAAAAGAGCUCCAUAUUUUUUUUUAGCAAUA
This is a messenger RNA of Phytophthora nicotianae INRA-310, 1215 nucleotides long. RefSeq lists its product as hypothetical. Bases 100 to 1104 code for a protein of 334 amino acids. The record is from RefSeq and is a predicted model, not a curated record. Gene Ontology annotation, cellular component: nuclear periphery; preribosome, large subunit precursor; nucleolus. Lineage: Eukaryota; Oomycota; Peronosporomycetes; Peronosporales; Peronosporaceae. Gene Ontology annotation, biological process: rRNA processing; ribosomal large subunit biogenesis. The transcript has a single exon.